Molecule: messenger RNA, 1403 nt
Organism: Pomacea canaliculata
Lineage: Eukaryota; Metazoa; Mollusca; Gastropoda; Architaenioglossa; Ampullariidae
Product: cubilin-like
Exons: 13
Coding region: 72-1403 (443 amino acids)
Source: RefSeq, a predicted model, not a curated record
AAAACAGCUGCAAUUGAAAGGAACUUCAAGAGGCGACCUCCAUCUCUAUUCCUGCGCGUGAACCGAACAACAUGGCGCUUACCCUGCUUUCCGUCUUUACUCUCGUGAUUCUGUUUUCUCUGAUUUCACCAGCCACGUCUUAUGAUUAUGGACCUUCAUUGUGCUCUCUCAACGGAACGAUUCUCUCUGCUAGACCCGGGAUAACCGACUACCUGACGUCUCCUAACUUCCCGAUGCUCUAUUACAGAAACGAAGAUUGCCAGCUGCUGAUAAGCGCGCCGAGUGGUUACAUUGUUCAAAUGGAAAUUUGGACUUUGACUCUCGACCGAUGUUGUGACUACCUCGAGCUCUUUGAUGGUAUUUCGAUGUCAAACCGCACACUGGCCAAGAUCUACACCAAGCCCUGGCCAGAUACCUUCUACACCUUUGGACAGCACAUGUACAUCAGGUUUUUCAGCGACGAUAAGUCUACUAACAAUGGUUUCAGGCUAAGAUACGAGGCUCUGACCUCAUCCAUUUGUCCUAGAGCAGCAGACCCUAUUUAUCUCAGGGCUGUGGCCGGGCAACUUGGUUACUUGACGUCACCAAACUACCCGUCCAACUAUGAGAACAACACCAACUGUAUGCGAAGGAUAACUGCUACCAUGCAGUAUGUCGUCAAGGUGACCAUCUUGAACAUGAACAUGGACCCAUGCCGUGAUGUCAUCCAGAUUUUUGACGGUAUGUCAGCUUCAUCCCCUUUACUUGCCAAGUUGUAUUCCAUGCCGUCACAGGUGUUCUACAGCUCUGACAGUUAUAUGUACAUCAGAUUUUUCAGUGGCUGGUCUAGCUCAGGUUCAGGCUUCAGACUGACAUACGAGUCGGUGCACAGACAAUCUGUUCCCCCCACUGUUCCGAUUCCGAUAUUCACAUCAACAACAGAACCUACGCAGGGUCUAGCAGUCACAACCACAACUGCCAAAACAUCAGAUUCGACGACUUCUGGCACACCUCUUACCACAUCAGUGUGCUCUGUCAGCCCUUCAAUUCUAGCUGCUGAAGCCUGGAUCGUGCGGUAUAUUACAACACCAAACUACCCGUUAAACUAUGACAAUAACGCCAGAUGUCAGCGGCGAAUAAGUGCUCCAAGUGGUUAUUUCAUCAAGCUGACUGCCUUGCACUUCGAUUUGGAGUCCCUUGACUACCUCGAAGUUUUUGACGGUAGGAUUCUUAAAUUAUCGCAUGAUUGUCUUGUUAACUGGUUGUCAACGGUGUUAUAUUUCUUACUGUUGUUGAUGAUCUCUGACUAUAUAUCACCUGUGGUUUUGUAUUAUUUUACCUCCUGUACUAUCUUUCAUGAUAGUGGGGAUGCAUCCCAUCCCCUUCACAUCUUCAGUCAGUUUGGCCCACGUCAUCUUGAAUGA